Molecule: messenger RNA, 498 nt
Organism: Trichomonas vaginalis G3
Lineage: Eukaryota; Parabasalia; Trichomonadida; Trichomonadidae
Exons: 1
Coding region: 1-498 (165 amino acids)
Source: RefSeq, a predicted model, not a curated record
AUGAGUAAUAAUUCUCAAGAAAUAGUUUAUAUUUCGAGCUCUGAUUAUAGUGAUGAAGAUGUUUCAGUACCAAAGAUAGAAAAGAUCGUAAAUCAAAGAUUAACAAGUGCAAAAAGACUUCAAUUUUUGGUGAAAAGACAAAAUUGUCCUGAAACAUGGGAAUUAGCUUCAUCACUGACUAAUGAAAGCAAGCACAUUCGUGAAUAUCUGAAUUCUAUACCAGCGCUUAAAAAAAAUGUAGAUACACAAACAGAAAAUGCUACAGUGGUCUCUUCUGAAGAAAUUCUAAUACCUAUUAAUGAUAUCGAUAUUUCAAGCACAAAUGAUACACCAACUUCAAUUUAUCAAGUUUCACAAGGAAAUGUUUACUAUAAAACAGAAAAUGGAACACAAAAAUCACUUUCCAUACAACUGUUUACCGAUAGGUAUCCUUCUUUACUUGCAGAUUUCUUUUACACAAGAUAUAAAGAUGCAGCCCUUAGAAACGGACCAAGAUAA